This is a messenger RNA of Mesorhabditis belari, 1197 nucleotides long. The record is from the annotation of a GenBank genome assembly. NCBI's taxonomy places the organism in Eukaryota, Metazoa, Nematoda, Chromadorea, Rhabditida, Rhabditidae.
AUGACUGAAGUGGCAAGGAUUGCGACGUUGAGGAAAUUGAAGUCGUUAUCGUGUAUCAUAUGUGGAUCUCAAUUUGUAGCAUCAGCAUCUUCGGAACGUAGUCCUCGAAUGUUGCAAUGUGGUGUCGCUGUGUGUAGGAAAUGUCAUCGAAAAGAAAGAGAUCAUCGUAAAAGAACGCAUCAUUGUGAAAGAAACGCCGGGCAUUGCUUUCGUCUCUUGGAUCCAGCUUGGUUUCUCAUUGAUAUAAUCUCUAAGAAUGAGGAUAAAUUUGCUUCAAACGAUGUAAUUUCUGGACACAAGAUACAGGGAGUCGCUCUGAUUGUUCCAUGCUGCACGAUAUGUCAGGAGCAAUAUUCACUUUCCGAAGCAGAAAAUAUGCCUUUUGAUAUGGCUUGUGGUCACGCAAUUUGCAACUCUUGCUACUGGUCGACAAGAAGAAAACUAGACACAGAACAAAAAGCUUCAAAUGGAAACGAAAAGCCAUCUCUUGACGAGUCGCACAUUGUCAACAGCAAUAGAUGUCGCAAGCCUUACAAGCGCUUUCUUUGGGCUGUCGAUUGCCCACUUUGCAAUGAGGAGACGCACACAUUACGGAAUACACACGAGAAUGCAUUUACAAACUUUUUGCGGGAAAUCGAUGGUUUAAAGGACAAAAAAGCAUCAACAAUUGCUGGUGUAACGUUUACGCCACCACGAAGACCAUUGAAAAGAAAGCAUCAUGAAGUCAUGAAAGAAAUACCCGAAGAGGAAGGGACUUUGCAAAUUUGCACUCGAUGUGAGAGCAUAGAGAAGCCAUGCCGAAUGUUUUCGUGUCAAAGAUGUGUCGAAGAGAUAUGUGGUACAUGUGCUAUUCAAUACCACCAGGAUCAUUUUGAGUUUGUGAAAAGAAAUGGGCAGCUUGAGGUAGAACAACGCAUAAAAAAGUAUGGAGAGGAAUUUGUUGCCGAAUUUGAAAUUACUAGAAACAACUUGGAAUGCUUAAAUAACUCGCUUACUAACGAACAAAAGAACAUUGCCGAGAUUUUCAAAAGUCUUUCACGGGGAUUGAGCUCAACGGUAACGGCUAGUUUCUGCUCUGAUAUCAGUAAACACUUGGACCACUUGCGGCAGCUGAAUAAAAACUAUUCGGUGCAAUGGAAUUUACUUCGCGAAAAUCUUGAGAUUCUUACUACUGAAAUUAGUGCUGCAACUAGAAGA